Argiope bruennichi is the source of this 1165-nucleotide messenger RNA. RefSeq lists its product as uncharacterized. Bases 430 to 1104 code for a protein of 224 amino acids. The transcript has 7 exons. NCBI's taxonomy places the organism in Eukaryota, Metazoa, Arthropoda, Arachnida, Araneae, Araneidae. The record is from RefSeq and is a predicted model, not a curated record.
UUAUCAAUAUUUAUGAAUGGAUUCACUGCGAUCUAAAAUAGAAGAUAUAAUAAAGAGAAACAAAAUUAUAUUUUUAAUGUUAAGACAUAUUUACUAGAGAUUGAUAGAACUACCUUUACUUUCUUGUCAGGCGAAAGAAAAAAAAAACUGUCAAAUGCGUGGAAAAAAAGCACUGUCCUAACGAAGGAUUGUGUAAGACUUAUUUUUUAUCCUUUUUUAUGAAACGAUGCUUGCUUGCGUUUACGUUUUAAAGAGAAAAUGUUAUUGCAGUCGCUGUGAAAAAAUGCGAUAUAAACUGCCAUCUGAAAAAAUAAAAAUAUUUUUGCUGCAUUAGAGUGAGCACAGAUUCUGAAGGGACUUAAAAUCAGAUAUACGUCGAUCUUUAUAGCAAGACGCAAUCAGAUUCUUUCCAAUAUAUAUAUACACAGCAUGAAGAAUCCGAAUACCAGCAUGCUCAGAACAUUAAUUGUAUUGGCUGUGGUAUUUGUUGCUAUUGCAAAAAAAUUAAAAAUGAAUCAGGAAACAGGCACAGAUGGCAUGCAUAUGGAAAGAAUGACCUUCAAUGGCCAAGAGAACGAUGAUUUAGACUUUGAUUUACCAAAUAAUUUACCAGAGGGUUUCCUAAAUAACCCUACUAUCCGCCUCAUGAUCAGAUAUCAGCACAACAGGGCACAACAAACUACCAGAGGAGAUGCAAAAAUGACAAACUGUAUGCAAAAAAAUGGAAUGAAUAGUUUGAGAUUGUUUAUGAUGGGAAUCACACCCAAAUGUGAUGAAAAUGGCAAUCUUCAAUCCAAGCAGUGCUAUGACCACAGUGAGCAAUGCGUGUGUGUCCGAAAAGAUGGCUCCAUGAUCAACAAGCCUUCCACAAACAUAAAAGGAUGCCAAUGCUUGGCGACAAAAGACGAGGAAGAGAAUUCAGAUCUGAUUGGCGGCUACAUACCCCAGUGCGAAGCGGAUGGAACGUUUAUGAAAAAACAAUGUCAUUAUUCUACAGGCUAUUGUCACUGCGCCGAUCCAGUUACUGGAAAGAACACGACCGUGCCAGCAAGGAUGGAUGUUGACAUUAACUGCGAUGCUCCAAGUGAAUCUGAAACACACUGAAAAUAUGUAACAUUUAAUAAAAGAUUUUGCGUCUUGUACUGCAAAAGCAAUUGAACAACAA